Molecule: messenger RNA, 510 nt
Organism: Porites evermanni
Lineage: Eukaryota; Metazoa; Cnidaria; Anthozoa; Scleractinia; Poritidae
Source: the annotation of a GenBank genome assembly
AUGAGCAAUCAAAAACCUGAACACCAACAUGAAAAUCAAGCCUUGACAGACGCUGAAAAUCGCAUAAAAGAAGCGUGUGAGAUCCUUAAGCGAGAAACAAGUAGACUUCGACAGGAGCAAGAAUCCAUCGAUGCGAUGUCAAAGAAACUAGACCGGGUUCACUUUUCAUCCACUGUUAAACUCAACGUUGGUGGUCAGCACUUCACCACAAGUGUGCAGACGCUGAAAAAAGAUCCCAACUCGAUGCUUGCCGCCAUGUUUUCCGGCAAGUUUGAGAUGAAGCCUUCUGAAGACGGUUCUUUCUUUAUCGACCGAGAUGGAACUUACUUCCGGUUUAUACUAAAUUAUCUUCGUAACGGCGAACUUAUCUUGCCAGACGGUGCUACAUUCCUCAAGGAACUCGAAGCAGAAGCUAAGUUUUACCAACUUCAAGGGAUAUUGGACGAACUGAAGCCUAAAGAACCGAAAGUGUUCGAGGAGUCGGUGAUAAUGACGAACGAAGAGCAUUGA